Lodderomyces elongisporus is the source of this 1215-nucleotide messenger RNA. RefSeq names its product phosphoprotein phosphatase 2A catalytic subunit (gene PPH21). Gene Ontology annotation, biological process: G1/S transition of mitotic cell cycle; mitotic cell cycle. Gene Ontology annotation, cellular component: cytosol; nucleus. Gene Ontology annotation, molecular function: protein serine/threonine phosphatase activity. The coding region runs from base 1 to 1215 and encodes 404 amino acids. The record is from RefSeq and is a predicted model, not a curated record. NCBI's taxonomy places the organism in Eukaryota, Fungi, Ascomycota, Pichiomycetes, Serinales, Debaryomycetaceae. The transcript has a single exon.
AUGGAUCCUGAUAGAGACGUACCAAUGGAAGACGCAGAAAGAUCGCUUGAUGAUUUCGACUCAAUGGACUUUUCAAUGUCUCAAAAUGCCAACAGCAUAAACAAUAAUAAUAAUAACAAUAAUAAUAAUACCGCAUCAACAGGCAAGCGAACAGGAAAAGGUGGGAAAACUUUGUCAGACUCCCUGAAAUCUGCUACAACCAGCGCCAAUGAACUCUCUGAAAGUUCCAAAUUGCAACUGCAACUGCAACAACAACAAUCACAACAACAAUCGGUGCCACAAUCUGCAAUUGACACACAGUCUGUAAACCAGUUAGACAAAUGGAUUGAGCAAUUGCUGAAAUGUGAACCUCUUUCAGAAGCAGACGUGAAAAAAUUGUGUGAAAUGGCUGUUGAUGUAUUGCAGGGUGAGGAAAACGUACAACCCGUAUCAGUUCCAGUCACAAUAUGUGGUGAUGUUCAUGGUCAAUUCCACGACUUAAUGGAAUUGUUCAAAAUCGGUGGGCCAUGCCCAGAUACAAACUAUUUAUUCAUGGGUGAUUACGUUGAUCGUGGCUAUUACUCUGUUGAAACCGUAUCAUAUUUAGUUUGCAUGAAGGUGAGGUUCCCCAAUAGAAUUACCAUUCUCAGAGGUAACCACGAAUCAAGACAAAUUACUCAGGUCUAUGGGUUCUAUGAUGAGUGUUUGAGAAAAUAUGGCUCUGCCACCGUAUGGAAAGUGUUUACUGACUUGUUUGACUAUUUCCCAAUUACUGCACUUGUCGAUAACAAAGUUUUCUGUCUCCAUGGUGGAUUAUCGCCAAUGAUUGAGACUAUUGACCAGGUUCGUGAAUUGAACCGGAUCCAAGAGGUUCCUCAUGAAGGACCCAUGUGUGAUUUGCUUUGGUCGGAUCCAGACGAUCGGGGCGGAUGGGGUAUAUCUCCACGUGGUGCGGGUUUCACUUUUGGUCAAGAUAUCAGUGAACAGUUUAACCAUACAAACGAUUUGAGUCUUAUUGCUAGGGCACAUCAAUUGGUUAUGGAGGGAUUUAGUUGGAGUCAUCAAGAAAAUGUUGUUACUAUAUUCUCAGCACCUAAUUACUGUUAUAGAUGUGGUAACCAGGCUGCAAUUAUGGAGGUUGAUGAACAACAUAAUAGACAAUUUUUGCAAUAUGAUCCAAGUGUUAGACCAGGUGAACCCACAGUCACAAGAAAGACGCCAGACUAUUUCUUGUAA